Monosiga brevicollis MX1 is the source of this 660-nucleotide messenger RNA. RefSeq lists its product as uncharacterized. Lineage: Eukaryota; Choanoflagellata; Craspedida; Salpingoecidae. Bases 1 to 660 code for a protein of 219 amino acids. Gene Ontology annotation, molecular function: protein binding. Gene Ontology annotation, biological process: SCF-dependent proteasomal ubiquitin-dependent protein catabolic process. The transcript has 2 exons. Gene Ontology annotation, cellular component: SCF ubiquitin ligase complex. The record is from RefSeq and is a predicted model, not a curated record.
AUGGAGCAUAACAAGUCUGCAGCCCAGACCCGGUCGGUGCGUCGAGCCCUGAGUGCGCAGUGGGGCUGCGAAGCUGAUGACAACAAGGGUGCUGUCGUGCCUGCCAAAAGCGCGGCUCGAGAAAAUCCGUCCACCCAUGGCGAGAACGACAUUGACCCAAAUGACUUGAGCCUCAUUCUGCCGGACGAAAUCUUGCUCAAAAUUUUUCGCCACCUGGAUGGCCGGUCACUGGCUCGGGCGUCCUGCGUCAACAAGCGAUGGUUUUACUUUGUUCGCGCAUACGAGCAACACCUAUUCCGGCCACUGUGCAAGGCCUCUGACUGGCUCGAUGUCGUGGCUUCGCCCCGGCAUCGUGGCCUCGCGGAGCAUUUUACGGUGCACAGCCCUACGCGCGUGGUCCACAACAGCAGCCACUAUGAAGCAGCAAACAAGGAGAAUAUCAUCGUGACCCCGCCACGCCAUUCCGAUACUUCAAAGGAACCCAACUGGCGGCUGGUGUUUGCCAAAAACACGCUGCUCAGGAACGUCUGGACCAACGCCGACCAAGCCGAACUGGAACGUCGCCGCACUGCUCAGCGGUCCCUCAUCGUCCCCAUGGACACUGAAGCUUGGGGUGCCUCCCUCGACGCCUUUGAUGGGCAUAGCAGUCGCGCGUCUUGA